UUGGAUUUGAGUGGUUAAGCUUUAAUUUAAAAUGUUCAACUUUUUCUUCUGGGCCUUUGUUUUCGGAAGUAUUGAGGGAUCACUGGCAUAUCAGCAGUCCAAUUACUGUGAUACAGACUACCAAUGUAGCCAAUUCACACGUUCGGAAAUGCAGCCAAGGAUCCUUGACACCCACACCCAGCUCAGCAGAAUCCAAGGAGAGCAAAGGGCCCUUAAGGAAAGUCUUCGGGUGGUACGAAGUGAAAUGGAUUCCCAGAUGACAAAAAUAAACAACAUAGUGGAUGCAAACUUUCGUGGAAUAAAAAUGGAGCUGGAGAACCAAUCCUGCAACAAGGUACUCACUCUAAGCGACUUCAAUGCAGAAUUAAAGGCGUUUCAGACUAAAAUAGAAGAGAGAUUAAUAAAGGAGACACACGCUCAACAAGAACUGAAUAAAAGACUUUCGGAGGCGCAAUUCCUACUGAAAAUUCAACAAGCAACCAUUGGUAACCUCCUACGGAAGAUCACCGCGCAAUCAAACAUUGAUAAAUCCUGCGCUAGUGGCAUCCCAAAAGAAGUUGUAGAGGGAAGAUUGCAGGCGCUUCUAAAGAAAAUGGAAGACAAACUAACUACGGUGCAGAACACUCUCCAGACACUUCAAACAAAGGCGGAGGAGCAUAAAUUAGCUGUCCAGGCAACUUCUAAAGCUACACCUUCCGAAGAGAAAGCUUAUAUCUCACUAAAUUUCAAAAAUAUUGGUGGGAGAUUUUUCUAUAUUGAAAAAAAGGAAAAAAAAUCAUGGGAAGAGGCUAGACAGGCCUGUCGAAAGAUGAGCGGCUAUUUAGCCGCAAUCGAAAAUGAAACCGAGCUAAAGGCCAUCAAUGCGGAAGUUAUCAAAAGCGAUCGAUAUUGGCUUGGCCUAACCGACAAGAGGAAUGAAGGAGAGUUCGUGUCGAUCGCCUCAGGGAUGCCAGCAAAAUAUAUGGAAAUGGGUACAGUGAAAAACACAUACAGGAGGAAUUGCAUUCUGCUGGAGAAAACCUUAAUGAAUCCAAGUGCAUGUUCUUCUGAUCAUUUAUAUAUUUGUCAAUCAGACAGGAAAAUAUAGAAAAACAACGCAAUAAAAUUUAUUGAA
Molecule: messenger RNA, 1114 nt
Organism: Drosophila eugracilis
Lineage: Eukaryota; Metazoa; Arthropoda; Insecta; Diptera; Drosophilidae
Exons: 1
Coding region: 32-1087 (351 amino acids)
Source: RefSeq, a predicted model, not a curated record